CUUCCUCCGUGACUAUCCAAUGACACACUAACUUGAGCUCAACUCGUUACAAUGCGAGAUAACGAGCGAUCAUCCAAUCACUCAUGCCUUCAUCCGAGCUGCCUGCACGGUUUCUGCGCACCUGUUGGUGAUGUACGUCUUAGAUCACGGACCUUCAGCGUUCACUUUCGUCUUUUCGUCACUUCCACGUUCUCGGAGCGUUGUCUUUGUACACGGGUGUGUUUUGCGUCACCGUUUGCCUGUCCUCGUCCGGUGAAAAUAUGAACCAAGCCGACCUUCGGAGGCUUUUUGCGGCAUGCGACGGGAAUAAGUCUGGGAGAGUGGAGUACGAGGACUUCACCGGGGUCUGCCGGGAGCUGAACGUCCCUGCUGAGGAGAUCAGGACUUUAUUUAACAAGUUCGAUCUGGACGGAGACGGGUGCAUCAACUUCAACGAUUUUUCGUCAAGCUUUCAUGAAGUUUCCGAAGCCCUCAAUCUGGCUUUGUUGGGGAACAGUCUGCAGGUUCAGAGGAGCGCUUGGGAUGAGUUUGAAAACACGUUAGACGGGGAUGUGGCCUUUUAUUUGGGAAGACAGUGGGAUGAUUUGAGGGAGUUGUAUGAACAGAUCCACUCCGCAUCAGAUGAGUUAUUACUGCAGCAAUAUGAGGAUCUGAUCAAGGCUCUUGUAGCUGAGAGCAAAGAGCACAGGAUGGACAGUGAGCAACUCGAGACCAGUCUACGAAGGACAGAGGAACUGACCAGCAGUCGGUUAGCAGAGAUGGAGGAGGACUUGCAGCUGCAACUGGCCCGCACAGAAGAAAGGGUCAGGGAAGAGGAGCAAAAGAAAUUGGACGAAUCCAUAGCUAUGCUCCAAAUCAAGCACGAGAAUGAACUGGCAGACCUGCAGACAACAAUAGAAAGGCUCACAAAGCAAUAUCAAGAGGAUUUGAAAUUAAACAGCCCCAAGGAAGAUGCCAACAAAUUGAGAGCGCAGGUUCGAGAUCUGAUGCAGGAGAAUGAGGAGCUGAGGAGUUCUCUAAUGAAAGCCCAGAUAAACGUCUCUGUUCUCCAAGUUGAGUUGGACAGGUUGAAGAAUGCCUUCACUGACCAGAAACUCCAGCAUGAGAGAGAAAGCGAUGACCUUAAGAAGAUGGUGAUGGAGUACCAGUCUUAUUCCAGCCAAAUAGAAUUUCUCCAGGAAAUGAACAAAACAUUGUAUGACAGCAAUGAUGGGUUACGCUCUGCUCUGAGCCAGGAUAAUGGCUCCUCUAAAAGACGGCUCUCACCAAAAAGUGAAGUUCCUCCUAGAAAGAUGAAACCACUUCGACAGAGCACUAUGAAUCAGAGCGGUUUCACUAAUGAAGAGGACACGAUAGCCCUGGUGAAGUGCUGGGCUGAUAAGUACUUGGAUAGUGGCGUUUCCGUUCAGACAGACGCUGAGCUGAUGUCAGGCAGUGAUUAUGAGAGUGACGACAGCAAUAACUCAGUGGAGACUGUGCAUCAUAGUUACUCUUGUAUUCCAUCUGAGCUGGAGGUGUCAGAGCUGAAGUCUGAAGCUUUGGGAUCAGUAGCUCCUAGCACAGUUGCUUCAGUAUCUUCCUCACUUCGGCGGCGGUUGUCUGCUUUUCCUGUCAAGCAAACCGAAGAGGACUUGCAUGACACUCAAGAUCUUGCUCCAGUGUAUCGUCUGGUGUUGGCUGGGGAUGCUGGGUCGGGAAAAUCCAGCUUUUUACUACGAUUGAGUCUAAAUGAAUUUAGAGGAGAUAUACAAACCACUCUUGGUGUUGACUUUCAAAUCAAGAAGAUGCUUGUAGAUGGAGAGAAAAUAAACCUUCAGAUAUGGGACACUGCUGGACAGGAACGGUUCCGCAGCAUCGCCAGGUCUUAUUUUCGCAAGGCACAUGGAGUGCUAUUGCUAUACGAUGUCACAUCCGAGAGCAGUUUCCUGAAUGUUCGUGAAUGGGUGGAACAGAUUCGGGAGUCAACGGAUGAUGACAUCCCGAUGUGUGUAAUAGGAAACAAGGUAGAUUUGAGGGCAGAAAGGCCAAAGGGAAGCUGUGUGAGUGCGUUCCACGGUGAAAAGCUUGCUAUGGCUUAUAGUGCCCUGUUCUGCGAAACAAGCGCUAAAGAUGGGACGAAUGUCAUCGAGGCAGUUUUACAUUUAGCAAGAGAAGUCAAGAAACAUGCAAAACUGGGUCGGAGAUCAGAGUCGAAGGUUAAGCUGAGUCUCCAUAAACGGAAGAAGGCGCUGAGCAACUGCUGUGGAGUCUAAGUCUUUUUAUGCCUUUUUAAAAUAACUACAACCCUAUCCUCUGUUAGAAAAAUGUUAAUAAAUUAGUUUUUUUUCUAAUGCAGUUAGCACUUUUAAGCAGUUUUUAGACAUUUGGAUGCUUCCUUGGUGUUUGUAGGCACACUGAUCAAAUGUAUACUUGUACAUAUGCCAAUGAUCAAAUUCACUUCAGGGUUCAGUGUUUAUUUAAAUGUACUUUUUUAUGUUGGAAUUUAAUUACUGUUGUGUUGAAUGAUGUUUACAUGAAUGUUUCUAACAACAUAAAUAAAAGUUUUAGAUCUGA
Puntigrus tetrazona (Sumatra barb) is the source of this 2553-nucleotide messenger RNA. It is a transcript of the gene rasef2, whose product is annotated as ras and EF-hand domain-containing protein. NCBI's taxonomy places the organism in Eukaryota, Metazoa, Chordata, Actinopteri, Cypriniformes, Cyprinidae. Gene Ontology annotation, molecular function: calcium ion binding; GTP binding; GTPase activity. The record is from RefSeq and is a predicted model, not a curated record. Bases 261 to 2252 code for a protein of 663 amino acids. The transcript is spliced from 17 exons.